Messenger RNA from Marmota flaviventris (yellow-bellied marmot), 2634 nucleotides. It is a transcript of the gene Mesp2, whose product is annotated as mesoderm posterior bHLH transcription factor 2. Lineage: Eukaryota; Metazoa; Chordata; Mammalia; Rodentia; Sciuridae. Gene Ontology annotation, molecular function: DNA-binding transcription factor activity, RNA polymerase II-specific; protein dimerization activity; RNA polymerase II cis-regulatory region sequence-specific DNA binding. The record is from RefSeq and is a predicted model, not a curated record. Gene Ontology annotation, cellular component: nucleus. Gene Ontology annotation, biological process: regulation of transcription by RNA polymerase II; somite rostral/caudal axis specification; heart morphogenesis.
AUCAGACAGGUUAAGAACCACGCCCAAAGGCCCCCAGCUAGUUAGGGGUAGAGCUACUAGUUAUAUAAUAAUGUGUCCACAUGUCUUUCCCAUUAGACUGAACCUCAUGAGACCAGAGAUGGCAAUGGGGUGGUUCACCCUGGUGUGCCUGACAUUUACCAGUUGCUAAAUAAAUAUGAAUUAAAUGAAUAAUGCACAUAGUGAUUUGAAAUAUUAGUACCUUCUUUAUAGAGUAAUAGUAGUAGCAAACAUUUAGCCCACUUGCCAGGCCCUUUCUAAGUUCUUUACAGGUAUGAUUGCACUGCUACCAGCAACCAUCCCAGGUGGGAGGUACCUUGUAUUAUUACUGGAAUGAUGGGGAGGAAAACUGAGGCUCCACGGAGUAGUGACUUGCCUAAGAUCAUUCAAAACAAUAAAAAAGGUGGGUUUGGUAGUCGAUCUUCAUUGCUUAACUGUACCCCAACCGUCUCCAGGCUGCUUGGUUCCAUUUCUGGUCAGUAAAGACAGACCCUGGGCAGUAAAAUGACCUUCUCAGUGUCACCCAGCAAAUCAGCAAGUGCAGGUUCUAGGGUCCAAGAAAGGUUCACCUAUGUACACCCCUAUCCCCAUCACUGUGGGCAGAUUCUUUGGGCUUGUCCUCGUUUCUUGUCCAGCACACAGGAGACACUGGGUAGAAGUUAUUGGGCACAACCUCAAUAAGGAGAGGCGGCCAAUCCUCAAGGAGUCCAUGAGGCACUUGAGGGGCAGCCUUCAGUCCGCAGAUCAUGGCUUUACUCUCUAAUAGGGACUCCUGGGCACUCAGCCCUGUGCAGUGGUUGGGGCGGGGGUGUGGGGUGAGAAGCUUAGCAGCUCCAUCCAGAUGCGAAUUGUCCCUCCCACACUUCCCGGGCUGCGGGGGCCUCCAUUAGAGCCCCUGAGGAGUCAGAAUCCACACCUCCGCAAAUGGGUCCGCUUUCCCAGGGCCCCCCUGCCCAGACCUUCCCUGGGCUCUGUGGGUUUUGACACCUCUCUGUAACCUGGUGGGGGUCCACCUCGCACCUUUGGUUCAGAUAAAAGCUGAGGCCCGAAGGUGGCAGGUCCAGCCUCCCAGAGCCCACAGCCCCGGCAUGGCCCAGUCGCCUCCUCAGCAGAACUUCCUUGGCUUAGACCAUUGGAUCUUCUCCCAGGGUUGGGGCUGGGAGGGCCACUCUGACUCCACGUCCCCAGCCUCUUCCUCGGAUUCCUCGAGCUCGUGCCCCUGUGACAGCGCCCUCGGCCUCUCUCAGACCGCAAACCCAGCCCACAGCGCCGGAGAAGCUGAGGCCACCCCGACAGUGCCCAGACGUGCACGGACGGGUCCAGCGGGUGGACAGCGGCGGAGCGCCAGCGAGCGCGAGAAGCUGCGCAUGCGCACUCUCGCCCGCGCCUUGCACGAGCUGCGCCGCUUCUUGCCGCCGUCCCUCGCGCCGGCCGGCCAGAGCCUAACCAAGAUCGAGACGCUGCGUCUGGCCAUUCGCUACAUCGGCCACCUGUCGGCUAUGCUGGGCCUUAACGAGGACAACUUGCAGUGUCGGCGCCGGUGGCGCGCGGACGCAGUGUCUCCCCAGGACUGCGCGCUCUGCCCCGACGGCGGUCCCGUGCAGGUGCAGACCCGGGAUCCUGGCCCGGGUUUGGGCACUGCUUUCUGUACCGGGCCGUGCUGGGGGUCCCCGCCCUCCUAUCCUGCCACCGGAGCCCUGGCUGAGAGCCCGGGGAGCAGGGUUUCCAACACGGAUUCCUGGGUAACACCCCCUUACUGCCCCAAGAUACAGUCGCCCCCGCUCCAGCCCCUAGGGAGAGUUCCUGACCCGGUUCUUUGGACGCCACCCCAAGCCUGUCCCGGGAAGCAGACAUCCCUAGAGCCUCAAAACCCCGCUGCACCCUGGACGCCACCAGCGGAGCUGGCAGCAGUGUACCAGGGUAUCUCUGGGUCUUCAGAAUCCUGUCUACCUCUGGGAAGUCCACCCCUUCUGCCCCGCCCUUCAUGCCAGAGACUCCAGCCUCAGACACAGUGGGGGUGUUGGAGCCACAGUGCAGAGGCGCUGCCCAGCUCAGAGGACCAGGGACCUGGCCCUGUUUUCCAACUCAGUGAAGUGAGCCUCACCCAGAGUUCAGGCCUACGGCUCAGUAGCUGCCCUGAACUUUGGCAAGAAGAUUUGGAGGAGACCCACCUGGGCAUCUUCUAAUGGCCCUACCUGGCCUUUUUACAUCCAAGAAUCCAGGCUUGCAAUGUGGACGUCCUCCUCUUCUGUUUCUUUGGUGGUUUUAAAGCUUUCUAGCCAAAUACUUAUCAUGAAAACUGUCUGGAACAGAGAUUGUGGGUAUCCUCCCUAGCUGGAGCGGGGUUAUGACAGUGCCCUCUACUGCUAGGCACCCCCCUCCCAUACACCAUGCCUUGUAUUCUGCAGAGCACAGUCUGAGCUGCUAUGAAAAGGGGGCUGCUUGACCCCAAGGAGACCGUGAUGGGACUGGUAAGGGAGUGGGCAUGGAGGCCAGGCUCUUGCUUGCUGUGCUUCUUGGUGACAGCUGUCCAGAAUCCGAUAUGCUUAAGAUGUUUUGUAACUUUUAAAAAAAGAAAAAAAUACCAAUAAAAUUUUGAUACAGUCUGUUUUUCUA